UUCCCCUCUUAUCAGAUUUACCUGAUUUUGGGUGGCAAAUGGCAAAACCACUAUUUUCCUGCUGUAUUGCAUGUUUUGUGCUCUUGCAUAAAACCACCAUAGGAACUCUGAAAUAUUAUCCAAAACUGACUUUGAUUUCUCCGGAGAGAUGCAUGAAAUUGACGGUGCUGAGCAUGGAAAAGCACCAAAAGUCAUGGAGAUCACAGAUGUUUUCUCCAAUUUGACAACAGCCUUCCCUUUCCCCAAGGCAGAGAGUAGUUCCAGAAUGCCAGCUGCUUUAUCCUGUUAAUGAUAAAUGGACUUGCUUGGCGUGGAGUCCAUGGCUGGAAUGCAGGACAGCUGGAGCCAAGAUCAGUCUGUUGCAAUUCCCAACAGGCUCAUCUUCUUGCAGCGCUGGUCAUAUGGAAAGUUCGGCCAGCAUAUGGUGGAAACAAGGAGCGCUCGUAGAGACUUUCAGCUCCUUCAUGAAUUGGCCUUCUCUUCAAUCAAAGAAUGAUUUUGAAACCUGCCUUUACCUUGGGAGGCCGUGUGGCUUCUGUGGCUUGUCGUGUUCUCCAAAUAAGAAGAUACUUGAACGGCAGCGACUUCUGCAUCCAUCCUUUGGUGAGGGAGGCCCUGGACAGCAGGAGGCCUGUCGUUGCCUUGGAGAGCACCAUCAUUACACAUGGCAUGCCAUAUCCCCAGAAUCUGAGCAUGGCCAGAGAGGUAGAAGAAAUAAUAAGAGCAAAUGGGUCUGUGCCAGCAACUAUCGGCAUUUUAAGUGGUCGCAUCCACGUGGGCCUCCAGAAUGAACAGCUUGAGACUUUGGCCAAGAGCAAAAAAACAAUAAAGGUGUCUCGGAGAGAUCUUCCCUACAUUCUCAGUCAGGGCUUGUCUGGUGGUACAACUGUGGCUGGAACCAUGAUUGUGGCACACAAAGCAAAGAUCCCUGUAUUUGUGACAGGAGGAAUUGGAGGGGUUCACCGCGGAGGAGAGAAGACUUUGGAUGUGAGUGCGGACCUGACAGAAUUAGGCCGUACUCCGGUUGCCGUGAUUUCGGCAGGUGUGAAGUCUAUACUGGAUAUUGGCAGGACAUUGGAAUAUCUGGAGACUCAAGGUGUCUGUGUGGCCACCUUUGGCGACUCCAGAGAGUUCCCAGCCUUCUUCUGCCAUCAGAGUGGCUUCCAGGCCCCAUAUCAUGUGCAGAACGAGGAGGAUGCUGCACAGCUGAUUGCCAGGUCCCUGAAUUUGCAGUUGGGCAGUGGAGUGCUGAUUGCAGUGCCCUGCCCUGAGGAUCAAGCUGCUUCAGGACAGCUUAUUGAAGAAGCAAUCCAGCAGGCUUUGAGAGAGGCUCGGGAAAAAGGGAUUACAGGAAAGGAGCUUACACCCUUCUUGCUGCAGAAGCUAAACAAGUUAUCUAGUGGGGAGUCACUUAGAUCCAAUAUUGCCUUGAUCAAGAACAACGCCAAGGUGGGCAGCCGCAUAGCUGUGGCCCUGAACAAGAUUCAAAGAGCCCAGGGCUGGGGAGACGACUUGGCUCAAAAUGAAAAAGUAUCUCCUGUACCAAGACCGGUGGUCAUUGGUGGCAUCAACGUCGAUUUCAUAGCCAAGGCAAGAGAUGCAACAAUAGUGGGUGGAGGACAGACAAAUCCAUCAACAGUGAGACAGUCGUUUGGAGGUGUAGGGAGAAAUCUAGCAGAUUGCUUAAGUCGUCUUGGGAAGACCCCGCUCUUUAUCUCUGUCAUGGGGAAGGAUGAGCAUUCAGAGUCCGCCCUACGCUACUGCAAGCAUAUGGACAUGAGAGGUGUCUUGCGACUGGAAGGGCACAACACAGCCACCUAUUGUUCCGUAUUCACCGGCAGCGGAGAGCUCUCCCUGGGCUUGGGAGACAUGGACAUCCACCAGCAGAUCACCGAGCAAUACGUGUCCACGUUCAAGGAGACUCUCUGCUCGGCCCCACUUGUGUGCAUUGAUGGGAAUGUGCCCGUGUCCACUAUUCAGUAUGUCUGUCAGAUUGCCAGGGAGCAUCACCUAGCAGUGUGUUACGAGCCGACAGAUGUGGACAAGGCUUCUAAGCCAUUCCUUUCAGAAAGCUGGAGAGCCCUGGCCUGCAUAUCUCCCAAUCUACGGGAACUAAGAGCAAUCAACCGGACCCUGGGACAUCCUGUUUCGGCAGAUAUGCCAUCUACAUUGGAAGAUGCUGUCAAAACCUCUCUGACCCUGGCCCGGCCCUUACUGGGAGAGUUGUACUUUGUAGUUGUGACACUUGGCCAACAUGGCGUCCUGGUUUGCAGCCGGAACAUGGAUGGGAGGCUCUGUCUUCGCCCUGGAACUUUCAACAAGGCCACUGCUGCAGAUGAGUUGUGUGCUGUUCACUACCCAGCGAUCCCUGUCCCCGCGGAGGAGAUAGUCAAUGUCUCUGGAGCAGGUGACAGCUUAAUGGCUGGAAUCCUCGCCGGGCUGCUUGCUGGAGAAGACAUGGAUGAUUGUGUCCGGAUGGGCCUCUUGUCCGCCAGCUUCUCCCUCCGUUCUUAUGAGCCAGUUUCGCCAGACAUCAGUGCCACCAGCGUGAAUGUGGCAAGGCUCAAGGCUCAGCAGUGGCCUGUGGCGAAGCGCUGGAAGUUGACUUAAGAGUUGGGCAGCCCCUUCUGCGCCCUGAAAUGGGCAGAUGCACCAACAUCUCUCUCUCCUACCUGGGCCUGCUUUUGAACUGAAUCAAGUGGGCUCUGUGAUUGCAUGAGGAGAAGAGGAAGGGAGGCUGGCUGGCUGGGUCUCUCCAUCUUCCCUUUCUCCCUUCACCAUUCUUUACUGCUAGGCCCAGUGCUUUUUUUCUAAAAAACCGUUUAAGGGUACUCUCAUUCUGACUCAAGAAAAUCACCAUUUUAUAGUUCAAAUUGGGAA
Messenger RNA from Podarcis muralis (Common wall lizard), 2880 nucleotides. RefSeq lists its product as uncharacterized. The record is from RefSeq and is a predicted model, not a curated record. Gene Ontology annotation, molecular function: kinase activity; hydrolase activity, acting on glycosyl bonds; pseudouridylate synthase activity. Gene Ontology annotation, cellular component: cytoplasm. NCBI's taxonomy places the organism in Eukaryota, Metazoa, Chordata, Lepidosauria, Squamata, Lacertidae.